AUGGAAGAACAUAUAGAAUCAAAGACCAAUCCAGUUUGUUUUACGGGCGUUUGUGAUUAUCAACUGUCAAAAUAUGAUGUGGCAUGUUUACCAUUUGAUGAGAAUAUGAUUACACAUUUAUCGGCUCUUGUUACUAUAGAACGACGUGCUCAAUGUCCUAAAUGUCUUUUCUAUGGUGAAUUCAAAACCAUGUCGAGAUUUCAAAAGCAUGUGGCAUCAUGCGAUCCAGAUGAUAUGGUUCCAUGUGAAUCUUGCCACUGUCUAUAUAGAUUUCAUCAAUUGGAUGAACAUUACCGAUAUUGUCAUAAUAUUCCAGUACACCAAAGACAAGAAGCAUUUAUAGAUUUUAUUAUAUCGAAAUCGAAAUAUCCAUUUACACCAGUACAAGUUCGUUAUUACAUUGAACUUCAAAAGCAAAAGCGACGGGUGAUUGAUCCACAUGAAAUUGUCGACGGUUUGGCUGCAUUCGGUAUGUUCUCUCAUGAUGUUGAAGGUCAAUUGACAGAAUUCUCAAAAUCAGCCGCUUUCUUUGUCCAUUGA
Rotaria sp. Silwood2 is the source of this 540-nucleotide messenger RNA. The record is from the annotation of a GenBank genome assembly. Lineage: Eukaryota; Metazoa; Rotifera; Eurotatoria; Philodinida; Philodinidae.